AACCUCACAGCGGCCGCCAGCCGCGCACACGAGUCGCAAAAGAGCCGCGCCUCCGCCUCCGCCUUGGUGAUCAAUCGUCUCGUGUCUCGGUGACCCGACUGUCCAUCGUCCUUCCCGGCGUCCGACCGACCGGCGGAGAUGGUGCUCGCGGAGCUGGGCGGGAGCAUCGCCCGCGCGCUGUCGCGGAUGAGCAACGCCACCGUGGUGGACGAGAAGGUGCUCGCCGACUGCCUCAACGAGAUCUGCCGCGCGCUCCUGCAGGCCGACGUCCGCUUCGAGACGGUCCGCGACGUCAAGGCCAACAUCAAGCGCGUCGUCAACCUCGACGCGCUCGCCGCCGGCACCAACAAGCGCCGCAUCAUACAGCAGGCCGUUGUCGAUGAGAUACGCAGGAUGCUGGAUCCCGGUAAGCCGUCCUUCACCCCCAGCAAGGGGAAGCCUAAUCUGGUCAUGUUCGUCGGCUUGCAGGGUUCUGGGAAAACCACUACCUGCACCAAGUAUGCAGAUUAUCAUCGGCGUAAGGGAUUUAAUCCUGCACUGGUUUGUGCUGAUACAUUCCGAGCUGGUGCUUUUGAUCAGUUGAAACAGAAUGCAACAAAAGCCAAGAUACCAUUCUACGGAAGCUACACCGAAUCAGAUCCUGUGAAAAUUGCUGUUGAGGGCGUGGACAUGUUCAGGAAAGAAAAGUGUGAUCUCAUUAUUGUUGAUACAAGUGGACGCCACAAGCAGGAAGCUGCCCUCUUCGAAGAAAUGCGCCAAGUUUCAGAAGCUACAAAACCAGACCUGGUGAUAUUCGUUAUGGAUGGUAGUAUUGGUCAAGCUGCAUUUGAUCAGGCGCAAGCGUUUAAACAGAGUGCUUCGGUUGGUGCUGUGAUUGUUACAAAAAUGGAUGGUCAUGCGAAAGGCGGGGGUGCACUUAGUGCGGUUGCAGCUACAAAAAGCCCUGUGAUAUUUAUCGGAACUGGAGAACAUAUUCUAGACUUUGAGGUUUUCGAAGUGAAUCCAUUUGUUAGCCGUCUGUUGGGUAUGGGUGACUUGUCUGGCUUGGUGAACAAGAUCCACGAAGUUAUUAUGCCUAAUAAUCAGCCACCGAAUAUUAUUGGCCCUCAGUUGGUUGAAGGAACCUUCACACUCAGGCUUCUGUAUGAGAUGUUCCAGACUCUCCAGAGUAUGGGUCCUCUUGGACAGGUCGUCUCUAUGAUACCUGGAUUUAGCGCUCAGUUUAUUGAAAAAGGAAAUGAGAAGGAAGGUCAAGCAAAGAUUAAGCGGUACAUGACGAUGAUGGACUCCAUGACUGAUGCAGAGCUUGACGGGACAAACCCAAAGUUGAUGAACCAGUCACGAAUCAACCGGAUCGCUCGGGGAUCCGGCAGGCUCGUGGAGGAAGUGGUCCACAUGCUGGAGGAGUACAAGCGAAUUGCCAAAAUGUGGAAGAAACUGCCGCUGCCAACCAACAACAGGAGAUUAAAUACAAACCGCGACAUAAGGCCCAUAGCCAAUGCCAUUCCUCCGAAUAUGUUGAAUCAGCUUGGUGGCUUCGUUGGGCUGCAGAAUAUGAUGAAACAAAUGGGCGCUCAAAGUAGAUGAGGUAAACCAUUGAAGUCGUGGAUAGCAACCGUUAGGUAUAGGUAGGCUGUGAGUACUACUCUAGAGUCUAGAGUGUUGACCAUCAGGAGGGUUAUCAUCGUCUUGGUGCUAAACGUUGAUUUUGCUGCAUCCAACCACCACUACUUGGGAAUUGGGAUCGGGCUGCUUCGUGUCGAGUUAGUUUUGCCAGGCGUGGUUGCAUUGUAUAGAAUUUUUAGAAGUUGAAAUAUGAUGGUUCCCUACACUAUUCUUGAUAGAGGUCUUCCUGAAAAUUGCUGGACGCCUGGACCUAUGGAUAUGCAUUUACUUAUUCCUUUU
Sorghum bicolor (sorghum) is the source of this 1905-nucleotide messenger RNA. RefSeq names its product signal recognition particle 54 kDa protein 2. Gene Ontology annotation, cellular component: signal recognition particle, endoplasmic reticulum targeting; cytosol. Bases 139 to 1587 code for a protein of 482 amino acids. NCBI's taxonomy places the organism in Eukaryota, Viridiplantae, Streptophyta, Magnoliopsida, Poales, Poaceae. The transcript is spliced from 9 exons. Gene Ontology annotation, molecular function: endoplasmic reticulum signal sequence receptor activity; GTPase activity; GTP binding. Gene Ontology annotation, biological process: SRP-dependent cotranslational protein targeting to membrane; SRP-dependent cotranslational protein targeting to membrane, translocation. The record is from RefSeq and is a predicted model, not a curated record.